Molecule: messenger RNA, 1637 nt
Organism: Drosophila montana
Lineage: Eukaryota; Metazoa; Arthropoda; Insecta; Diptera; Drosophilidae
Product: zinc finger protein 501
Exons: 2
Coding region: 84-1301 (405 amino acids)
Biological process (GO): regulation of transcription by RNA polymerase II
Cellular component (GO): nucleus
Molecular function (GO): zinc ion binding; RNA polymerase II cis-regulatory region sequence-specific DNA binding; DNA-binding transcription factor activity, RNA polymerase II-specific
Source: RefSeq, a predicted model, not a curated record
CAGUGCGUAAUAUUGGUCGAAAGUUCCGCAUGUGCAAAUGAAAACAAUAAAUUCAAAAUUGCGAAUAAAUACAUUACAAUGAGAUGACUGCAGUGCUAAGUGAGCUACUUUGUCGCGUUUGCCUGAAGCAGGAUGAGCUGAUGGUGGACAUCUACGAGCACGUGGAAGAACAGCAAUCGGAUCUGUGCACCCUACUAGAGCGCUGUGGCGACAUUAAAGUAGAUAAAUGGGAUGCAUAUCCAAAGUAUUUGUGCCAAGAGUGUACAAAAGAGCUGCUGAUCUCGGCCAAGUUUCGGGAGAAAUGUGCAGCCACGGAACAGGCGCUAAAACAGAGAACGCUGGUACGUUUAGAGGACGCAGCGCCAGCUUCUGCUAUUAACGUCUUGGCUGGCGAGGAGCUGGUGGUGGACGAUUAUGAGGAGGACAUAAUAAAUGCGGAUGACAUCAUUACAUUCGAUCCCAGCGAACAUGUAGAAUUAUACGAAGAAUGCGAGACGGAAGUGCCAGAUGAAAAAGUAGCGACAACUUUAGAAAACGCACCUGAAGGGCUUCCAUCCAAUGCCCAUUACAAUUGUGAUGAUUGCGGCGCUGUAUUCCAGCAGGCAGCCACGCUGCAGCGGCACAUUGUAAAGGCACAUCCCGCAACAGACGUCCACGAUUGCUCUCAAUGUGGUCACAGCUUUACUCAGAAAAGCAAUUUAGAAGCGCACAGUUGCACCGGAUCGGAUGUGCCGGUCGAGGGUGUGCGAGCACAGCGGGCGCACCAUCGUUGCGUUCACUGUGGCAAGUGGCUGCAGUCUGCCUCGAGUCUGGUUAUGCAUCUUCGCCUGCACAAUGGCGAAAGGCCCUUUGUCUGCGACGUUUGCCCAAAGACUUUCAAAACGAAUGGCGCACUUGUAGCCCACCAGAAAAGACACCUAAAGCUGGUGGAGUUUGAGUGCGCAUACUGUGGCAAGGGCUUUGUGGAGUCAAGCAAUCUGCGUCGACACGUUGCCUCGUUGCAUACGUCGGAACGGCCACACACUUGCACCAUCUGCCAGCGAACCUUCUCCCGCGUCUAUCUGCUUGAGAUGCACAAACGCACCCACACGGGCGAGCGCCCAUAUGCGUGUUCCCUCUGUGAUCGCAGCUUUGCCCAGUUGAGCGUGCUGCGCACUCACGAACGCAUCCAUACUGGCGAGCGGCGACAACGUUGCGACCUCUGCCAGAAGACCUUCAGCCGCAUGAUCCAGCUAAAGAAGCAUCAACUCAAGUCCUGCCUACGUGCGGGCACUCAAACAACGGAGGAAGUGGUUUCGUAGUUACUAGCAUUAAAACGUGAUGCAACAGAAGUUGGAGCAUUAAGGUACUUGAUUCUUGUAAAUAAAUAAGGCAGGUUUACCACCUAAGUCCUUGAUAGGUUAUGUCACUAGGUUAAAUAUAAUAAAGCGAGUUGUAAUCUUCAGUGCUAAGAAAGUUAUUUGGACAUCUCGCAACGCUACGUAAAAUUGUUGCCAAUGCAUAUCGGGAAAUACACUUGUGUAUGAUAUAUUAUGAAAGAAUAUUUUAUUUUAUUGCUGAGUACUACCAUGUGGUAAACUUAAGUUUUGAUUUGGGACCAAUCGAUCAUAUCUACAUUAAACUUCCAUACUUCCAUA